Messenger RNA from Meleagris gallopavo (turkey), 2370 nucleotides. RefSeq names its product claudin-16-like. Gene Ontology annotation, cellular component: membrane; bicellular tight junction. Lineage: Eukaryota; Metazoa; Chordata; Aves; Galliformes; Phasianidae. Gene Ontology annotation, molecular function: structural molecule activity. The record is from RefSeq and is a predicted model, not a curated record.
GUUGAGCCUUAGCACACAGAGCACUCUGACAUGCCCUAAGAAGCAUUAAAUAGCUCAGCACAGAUGUGGGCUCACAGUGCUCUGUGGGCAUCGCGUUUCCAUUGGGCACCUCCACAUCCCAUCCAGGUGGGACUGAAUCCCACUCUGGGACUUCAGAUGGCUGCAACGCAGUGAGGAUGAGCCUGGAUGCUGCGAUGAAGGUGUCUCCAUGAGUGCAAUCUUGCAGAUGACAGCGUUUGGUCUCACUCUCCUCUCAGCUCUAUUCCUCCUCCUUGCCACGUGCACUGACUGCUGGAUGGUGAAUGCUGAUGACAGCUUGGAGGUGAGUCACAAAUGCCGGGGGCUUUGGAGGGAAUGUGUCACCAACAUGCAGGAUGGGGUGAGGACCUGUGACCAGUAUGACUCCAUUUUGGCAGACCAUCCAGUGAAGAUCGUGGUGACACGGACGCUGCUGAUCACGGCGGAUCUCCUGGUGGGCCUGGCUUUGGCUACUUUGCUCCUUGGGCUCGACUGCAUCAAGCUCCUCAAGGAAGAACCUUGUGUCAAACUGAAGAUGUGCUACGGGGCUGGUGUCAUCCUCGGCAUUGGGAGUAUCCUGGGUCUCGUGGGCUCUGUGUGGUAUGCAGUGGAUGUCUACGUGGAGAGGGCCAUGCUGGUGUCCCAUAACCUCUUCCUGGGGGUCCACUAUGACUUUGGCUGGUCCUGCUGGCUGGGGAUGGCUGGCUCCACAGGCUGCUUUGUGGCAUCUGUCCUGCUCACCUGCUGCCUCCAUGCCCACACAGCCCCCAGCCAUCCUCGGGGACCUCAGCGCCGUGCUGUCACCAGCAAGAUGUACACCAUGAACUCCCGUGUGUGAUGGGCAGCAGCAGCUCCCACCCAAGGCCAAGGACAGUCCCACCUCACUAAAGCACCUUCACCUACGUGGGACAGCUCAGCAAUGUCAUGCAGUAAGAUGAGAUGCUGAAGCCUUGGGGAAUGGAAUCAUUUGAGUUGAAAGGGGCACUUCGAGGUCAUCUUUUCCAACUGCCCCGCAGUGGACAGAGUGCUUUAAGCUCCUGUCGUACCCUGCAGCUGUACCAGCAAUGCUUGUUGCCUCUGUGGGAGCAGCAAAGUAGCUCUCCACUCAUUGCCACACAGCUGCUGUGGAGGAAUUCAGCGAAAAGCCUCAUCUGCACAGAGCAACACUGACUCCACGUGGCUGCCGGGCCCGGCAGUGCAGCAGGCAGUGUGACACUGAAGCUGCUGGCCUGGAGCUGUUAUUCAUGUGCCACUCCAUCACUGCGUACAAAGCAGUCUGGAAAAUAACAGAGGUGCUCCUGCUGCAAUGCUGGGUGUUAAAGCCCACACGUAAAGGAUUGUUCUCCAAAUUAACGAUUUCCCUCUUCACUCACAAACCGCUUUGAAAACAACCAGAACCACAAACCAACGCGCUCCCUGUCGCUGAGGUGGAUCUCCCCUGAUUUCAAGCUCAGCUUAUAAGCCAAAGAAAGGGAAAGGGAAAGCCUCGCGGCCCUGCAGCGACUGUGAGCUGCUGUCCAACAGCUCCGCGGUUCCAAGAACGGCUCUCUUACAGGAGGAACCCGCUGCUCUAUUGGGCAGCUGGAAACGCUGAAAGGCAUUUAGAGACGCAUCGGGCUGCUAAUGGCUGGUGCUUGAGCACAUAGGGAAGCAAUUAAGAAGAGCAAGCAUUAGCAUGAUAAAAGCAGAGCGCUCAUUAGCGGGUAGAAAGGGAAGCCACAGGUCGCACUCAGAGCUGCCUUCAGCCCCAGCGGCAUCCAUCGGACGGCUUUGGCAGUGACUCACCUGUGGAAGCGCCAGUCCACGUGCUGAGCCACGAGCAGCAGCCUUUGCACCGUCCCAGGUGAGCAGCGUUCCCCCUCCCCGUGCCCAAAAGCUUUUGGAACAGUUUGACCUCAAGCACCUCUCAUCACCCUGUGGCUUUUACCCCUGAGCAGAGCUGAGGGCACAAACUCACAGUGCAGGAGCUCUGCCUUUCAAUGUUCAAAUACUUAUCGCUGAACCAUUAAAGCAGUUUUUCCCCAAGCCAGCGCUCAGCCGACACGUUCUCAUAGAGGUGGGUUUGAAAGAACCAAGAGCACGCUGUAAUUAACUUUAAGACCUUUAUUAACAGAUGCUUGCAGUUUGACUUGAAAAAAUCAGGCGUACUUUUCAUACAAAUUAAAAAUGAGGUUCUUAAAAAUCUCAACUUGACCAGAUAUGAAACAAUUUAAAAACCUUUAAAGGUGUAUUGAGAAAAAACAGACUUUUAAAAAACGUGUUUAUUGUUUCCAAAAGGAGACUUCUUUAGGUAAAAAUAAUAAAAACCCCAUGCUGCAUAGAUAAUGCAGAUAGUUCUAGUAAUCUGGUCAA